Messenger RNA from Anneissia japonica, 1908 nucleotides. RefSeq names its product hyaluronidase-like. NCBI's taxonomy places the organism in Eukaryota, Metazoa, Echinodermata, Crinoidea, Comatulida, Comatulidae. Gene Ontology annotation, biological process: carbohydrate metabolic process; hyaluronan catabolic process. The transcript is spliced from 3 exons. The record is from RefSeq and is a predicted model, not a curated record. Gene Ontology annotation, molecular function: hyalurononglucosaminidase activity. The coding region runs from base 144 to 1478 and encodes 444 amino acids.
CUUGGAGUUUUAUACUCUUUGAUUUGGUAUAGCUCUAGAUAGAUGAGCUAAUUAAGUUCGGUUGCGUUAUGGGGUGGUGUUAAGUUUUCCCAAUUUUCUCUUAAUUAGUCUUUUAACCUGGCUAUACAGCAAGAAAAGAAAGAAUGGGAGAUCCAAUAAUUACUAUAUGUUGGCUCUUCGCGAUUUUAGAAUCAUUCACUUUUGUCAGUGUUGCACUCGGUGGUAGCCCUAGGAUCCAAGGCAGAGGCCAGCCAGACAGUCACCGGACGGUAGUAAAAUCGGCUAACUCUAAGCCGUGGGAUAACGUUUUCACAAAGCCUGAUCAACAAGUUAAACAAGACAAUUUUACAUAUAAAAUAUUCUGGGGUCUUGCUUGUAAUUGCUCAAAUCUAGGCAUAGACCUGGGGCUAGAAAAGUGGGGAAUAUCAGCAAACCAGGACACCUCUAAUGAACACGGUGAGGCUUUCACUGCUUUUCAUAGAAACGAUUUUAAUUAUCCAUACAUUGAUGAUGACACCGGUGUGUUUGUGAACGGCGGGCUGCCACAGGCAAAUAUCCUAAACAUAUAUUUAGAGAAAGCAACCCAGGAUAUCAAGCACUACAUACCAAGCCCAGAGUUCAAUGGACUAGCAGUCGUUGACUGGGAAAAGUGGCGCCCUCACUUGGACCAGAACGCUGGUGUCCGAACAUCUUACAAAGCGGCAUCGAUGAAAGUGGUCAAACAGCGUCACCCACACUGGGACAAUGGGACCAUUGAGACAGUAGCCACUGUUGAAUUUGAAGAGGCAGCACAGGGCUUGAUGCAAGGGGUGUUGCAUCUUGGGAAAAAGCUUCGGCCUAAGGCAACAUGGGGCUUCUAUCAUUAUCCAUACUGUGAUAAUAAAAACAAAACGACAGAUUAUGCCUGUGCACUAAGUAACAUUGAAAGCAACGAUAAAAUGAUGUGGUUGUUUGAUGAAAGCAGCGCCCUCUUCCCAUCCAUAUACCUCCGCCCGUACGUUGAAGAUAACUAUCAUUUUGUAGAAGCCAGGCUACAAGAGACUCUUCGAGUACUGGAAACUUUGGAGGAACCAGGAAAACCAGUUUACGUGUAUAAUCGUUUCAACUACUCUCAUUCUAGCUUCUAUUACAACAUAGGUGAUAUACAGAUGAGUAUGAGAAAAGCAGCAUCCCUAUCAUUUGAUGGUAUCGUUAUUUGGGGUAGUUUCACCUCCCUCAAUAACAAUGCAUCCUGCCUUCAUCUAAAACAACUGCUUGCGUCAAUUUACGGACCAACAUUGCUCAACACAAAGACUCAAGCGGAGGGUUGCAGUCGUGAGAUGUGCUCAGGUUAUGGCAGGUGUCUUCUGAAUGAUUCAAAAGUUAGAAAGACACCAAAAGAGGCACUUUGGAAAUGGCAGAACAUGGAGUUUAUCCGCUGCAGAUGUAUAACUGGUUGGAUCGGUAAGGAUUGUUCAACAAAGUCCAAUAACAGUUAGAAAUUAUAUUUCGGCAUUCCAUAAGGGUUUAUCAUCCCGGGGAGGAUCCAGGAUUUGAAGCAAUGGGCUCAAAGUCUUUGCCAAAAAACAAAAAAAAUCAAAAGAAAAGGGUCUGGGCCUAUACCCCAGGAAAUUUGGAUACCUAGAUUGCUGGAAAUGAGCAUUCCCAACUUCUGAGGGGCCUUUUAAUGACUUAAAUUCUUCAAAAUUCAAGGUUCAUGCAGAUCAUGCUGGAAUUCAAAAUUGGAGGGGCCCACAAAUUAUGGGUCUAGACCACCAUGGUUGAGGGCUGGGGUAAGACAAUUAAUAAUUAUGGCACCUAUAGAUGACCAAAAAUUUGGAUAUAAAAGUAGGCAGGCCUAUUUGAAUCGGCCAACUGUAGAACAUUUUUUUUAAAUGUUUCAUCACAUAGAGAGGGUUUGCCCGAACC